Molecule: messenger RNA, 1672 nt
Organism: Perca flavescens (yellow perch)
Lineage: Eukaryota; Metazoa; Chordata; Actinopteri; Perciformes; Percidae
Gene: cbx2
Product: chromobox homolog 2 (Drosophila Pc class)
Exons: 5
Coding region: 15-1631 (538 amino acids)
Biological process (GO): negative regulation of transcription by RNA polymerase II
Cellular component (GO): PRC1 complex; heterochromatin
Source: RefSeq, a predicted model, not a curated record
UUGUGAAGGCAGACAUGGAGGAGCUGAGCGCCGUGGGAGAGCAGGUUUUUGAUGCGGAAUGCAUUUUAAACAAACGGCUGAGAAAGGGAAAGUUGGAGUUUCUGGUGAAGUGGAGGGGGUGGUCUUCUAAACACAACAGCUGGGAGCCCCAAGAAAACAUCCUUGACCCAAGACUUUUGGCUGCAUUCAACAAAAAAGAGCAAGAAAAAGAGCUUCUAAUGCGCAAGAAAGGGAAAAGGCCGAGGGGACGACCACGGAAAAUCCUAGAAAAUGUGCCUGAAGCUCCAAAGUCAAGCAGCUCUUCAUCUGGCUCGUCAUCAGCGUCCUCCGAUUCCUCCUCCUCGUGCUCCUCCUCUUCAUCCUCGUCAGACGACGAUGAUGAUGACGAUGACGACGACAACGGCCACGCUAAAAAGGCAUCCCCGGGUGUCAGAACGCGAGACCUUCACCCUGUCCCUCAGAAGAAGGCACAGAUUGUUGUCGCAAAACAGGAGCCCCCAAAGAAGCGAAGCAGGAAACCUCAGUCCACUGAAGCCAAGGAAUUUCCACAGAACAAGGGCCCUCGCAAAAUCCUUAAGUCAUCCAAAGAUACUGAUCUUCCGGGGGCGAUCAAGAAACCCGUUCACCCAGCGAGCUUCACCUUCAUGGGUUUCCCUCGGGGCUUGCCUCGGGAUACAUUGGGUGGUCAGAACAGGAGCCCUCUGACCCAGGGCGGGGCUGUUAAAAACUCUGUGAGCACCGUGGGAUCCUGCAGGUCGGUCCAGCCUGCCUCCCCCUCCCUGAACAAAUCCAGCCAGAGCAGGAAUGUUGCUGAGGGUAAACUGUCCAUCUCCAGUAUGAGCAGCGGGACAAGUCUGGAUUUGAAAGCAGCUACUGGUAAAUCAAAAGGGGUAGCGGCGUUGAAUCUGAAUGCAUCCAAACACCUCGUUCAAGGAAGCACUCAGCAUACACUAAGCUCCCCCAAUGGACAAAAGAAACCCCAGGCCCCCGUGUCAACAAUGCAGCGGAUACCCAUUACUAAAGCAGUGGCUUCCUUACCAUCGAAAAAUGCCUCCUCCAAUCAAGGUUCUGGCCCUCAGCCACUCAACCUUCAGAACAAACUGGUGCAAAGCAACGAUGCUCCUGGAAAUGGCACUACUCCAACGUCAGGCCUGAGAAAUGCAACAAACCCAGCAAGGAAAACCACCGUCUCCCAGAAUCAGGAAUACAAUUCGCCUAAGAGUCCAGCAACCCCUGGAAGACUUCAGGCCAGAAAGAGCCAGCCUGGAGCAGACAAGGCCAGGGAGGCGACCGAAAUCCAGACCCCCAGAGUCCAAGGCAGGCUGGACAAGAGCAGUGUGCAGAAAUCCUCCACCGAGGUCCAGAGCCAGCAAGAGAGAUCGGCCUCCAAAGACAAGAAAGCCAAAAUGAAUGACAUGAGCACAGGCGAAGAGGAGAGCAGCUCCGACUCGGACCAGGAUCCUUCCUACGUUGGACAGGAUCGCUCUGUGGCGGUCCAGAACCAGGACUGGAAGCCCACACGUAGUAAGUUAGAACAUGUGUUUGUAACGGAUGUCACUGCUAAUCUAGUUACUGUCACAGUCAAGGAGUCGCCGACCAGUGUGGGCUUCUUCAGCAUUCGCAACUACUGACAGGACUCCAGACACUGCAAACCAGAUGGGCUUUGAAGCAA